Messenger RNA from Striga hermonthica, 2076 nucleotides. Lineage: Eukaryota; Viridiplantae; Streptophyta; Magnoliopsida; Lamiales; Orobanchaceae. The record is from the annotation of a GenBank genome assembly.
AUGGCUUAUCAAGGUGGAAACUUGAAGUCGACCACCAUAAAUGGAGUGAAAGUGUACACCGUCACCGCUAGCCGCUCGAAUGCUCCAUGGCUUGCCCCUAAGAAGCUCAGAGCACUACGGAAAAAUCCAGAUUAUUUGCAAAGGAUGGAAUUCAUACAGGACUUGAAGUUUGAGACUGCGACUUCUAGAAUUAGGUUCACUCCUGAUGGGGAGUAUCUUAUCGCUUCGGGUAUUUACCCUCCCCAAGUCAAGGUGUAUGAGCUUAGGGAAUUGUCAUUGAAGUUUGAAAGACAUUUAAUUUCUGAAAUCAUUGACUUCCAGGUACUAGAUGACGACUAUUCAAAGAUUGCAUUUUUAUGCGCUGAUCGUUCUAUUUGUCUUCAUGCAAAAUAUGGGAGUCACUACAGCUUGAGAAUCCCCAGGAUGGGAAGAGAUUUAUUAUAUGACAACUGGUCUUGUGAUUUAAUUUGUGCUGCUUCCUCUCCAGAUCUGUACAGAAUUAAUUUAGAACAGGGACGUUUCAUGUCCUCACUCAGCACUCAGUCACCAGCUUUGAAUGUUGUGUCUCAAAGCAAAGUCCAUGGAUUAGUUGCUAGUGGUGGUGAGGAUGGAGCUGUGGAAUGCUUUGAUAUGAGGACAAGGUCUUCUGUUGGUCGAGUAGAUGCUUCUGCAUCUGCUGGUGAAAUUGAUGGGGAGGUUACGGCAAUUGAGUUCGAUGAUGAUGGAGGUUAUCUCAUGGCUGUUGGAAGCAGUGGUGGGAAGGUUUUAAUAUAUGAUAUGCGUUCAUCUAAUCCAAUGCGAGUAAAGGAUCAUAUGUAUGGAAGCCCUAUUCUGAAUAUCAAGUGGCAUAAAACUCUCAACUCACAGGAAUCGAAAUUAAUCACUGCUGAUGAGCACAUUGUCAGGAUAUGGGACCCUGAGACGGGAGAAGGUAUGACCAGCAUUGAACCGAAUGCCGGUAAAAUUAAUGAUAUGUGUGUCUAUAAAGAAAGUGGCUUGAUUUUGCUGGCUUUGGACAGCAGCCAUAUACCUUGUUACUUCAUACCAGCCCUCGGGCCUGCUCCCAAAUGGCUGUCAUAUUUGGAGACUUUAACGGAAGAGCUUGAGGAGGGUGGUGAAAUAACUAUUUGUGAUGAUUAUAAAUUCUUGACGAAAGAGCAACUUGCCCAACUGAACUUGACUAAUUUGAUUGGAACCAAUCUUCUGUAUGCCUCCAUGCAUGGUUACUACAUUGAUUACAAGCUGUAUAGGAAGGCAAAAAGUUUGGCGGAGCCUUUUGCUUAUGAGUCUUAUAUAGAAAAGCGAAAGCAGGAGAAAAAAGAAGCUGAGCGUUCCACAAGAAUUACGAUCAAGAGGAAGCUCCCCAAAGUUAAUCGAACUCUGGCAGCCAAAAUCCUCGAAGAAGAGGAAGAACAGAAUAACAAGGAGACUGAUGGAGCUGUUGCUAAGAAAACAUCAAAGAAAAAGAAAGGUCUUACCAGUGAAGUCCUCAAAGACGAGAGGUUUACAUCUAUGUUCGAAAACAAGGACUUUGAGGUUGAUGAGUUCUCGAAAGAGUACAUUGCCCUUCAUCCUAUGGCAUCAACAGCUACACCAAGGAAGCCAACAUCUUUGCUGGACGAGCAUUUUGAAAGCAUUGAUGCAGAGGAUCAAAGCAUUGACGGUUCUGAUGGAUCAUCCCCAUCCGAAGAUGAACUCGACAAUAAUACCAAUCCCAAAUCUGGGAAAAAGUCGCAAGUUCCAAGAUUAUAUGAAGUGAAGGAUGAACGGCAUGCAGACGCAUUCUGGAAAAACAAGUCGCUCGCGUAUGAGGAGUCCCUUUCUCUGGGAGAGAGGGUGGCUCUGACGAAACCGGAAGGCUCCAAGGGUUUGGUCAAACAUGGUCAAGGAGGGUCCCGAGAAAUCUCCUUCAAUCCCAGGAGCUCGGCUAAAUACAGAGAGUAUGAUGAGGAUAAGGACGACGAGGGGCCCACGCGUCCCGGGAAGAGGAGGGGUGUGGAGUCACUGAAGCUACCCGGGAUGAGAGGCCGUGGCAGAGGGAGAGGGGGCUUCCGCGGGAGAAGAGGGCGUCGGUGA